AACUGGCUGUGAAAAGAAAUGGAUUUGUGUCCCGAUCUAUAUCACAGUUUUCAUGCUGUUGUCAUUCUCCUGGUACAGCAUGAAAAGUGACGGAUGGCGCUCCGGGUUUGUACUUCUCUGUCCCCCACAGCCCACCACCAGUAAUCCCACCAACGUCUCAAAACUGGAUCUGUUAGAAGAUAUAUCCAUUCAAAGAAUGCUGUAUGAAAAGCCGGAUGUCUUGAAGCCUAUGAGAUCUGAUGUCUUGACAAUGACACCUUGGUUUUCCCCGAUUGUAUGGAAUGGAACCUAUAACAUUGAUAUACUGAAUGCGCAGUUCCAUCAGAGAAAUGUCCGCAUUGGCCUCACUGUGUUUGCUAUUAAAAAGUAUACGGUCUUUGUUCAGACUUUUGUUGAAACCGCUGAAAAGUUCUUCAUGGUUGGACAUAAUGUCAGCUAUUACGUGUUUACCGACCGUGUCGGUGACAUUUCCAAUAUCACUCUAAGUGAGGGCAGAGACAUGGUCAUCCUGGAAGUGCCCAGCUACAAGAGAUGGCAGGAAGUGUCAAUGAGGCGCAUGGAGAUGAUACGAGACUAUGCCCGCCAACGAUUCAUCAACGAGGUGGACUACUUGGUGUGUGUGGAUGUAGACAUGGAGUUCAGCGACCAUGUUGGGGUGGAGAUUUUAAGUGAUGUGUUUGGCACAUUACAUCCUGGCUUCUAUGGAGCAUCUCGUGACCACUUCACCUAUGAACGCAGGCGAGAGUCUACAGCUUACAUUCCUAGAGACGAGGGAGACUUUUACUAUGCAGGGGGAUAUUUUGGUGGUACGGUGGAAGAGGUCUAUAAGCUGACCAACUUCUGCCAUAACGCUAUGAUGACGGACAAGGAAAACCACAUUGAAGCCAUCUGGCACGAUGAGAGCUAUUUGAACAAGUAUUUUCUUUAUCACAAGCCAACAAAAAUUCUCUCUCCUGAAUACCUCUGGGUCCUCAGUUACGGAGUUCCAACAUACAUUCAGAGAAGAAGAUUUCUGGCUCUUCCCAAAAACCAUAAUGCAAUCCGGAACAAACGGGCAUUAAAGCACAAAAGUCAACAAAUCAUUUUAUAUUUUUGAGCGGUUGUAAAACUCCCAUAAAACAGAAUGAUCUGUGUUGGAAGCCUCAACUCUAUGGAAACUUGAAUUAACUUAACACUCAUAUAGUAUUUUAUGUGUAAUUUCUUCCCAUAGGUCAGUCACAGCAAAGUGUAAACCAACAAUAUAGUUACAGUAGCAAGAAGUCAUCAUGCAAAGUUCAUCACUUCUCCUCCAAAUACAGCUUUAGGUCCAAGGCCAUCAGUGAUUAAAGUUUCAGGACACAUAAAGACGCAUUUGUACUAAUGGGAAAUGGAAUAGUCCAUGUUGAAGCAGAUGGGAUUACUAUGUAUAAAUGAUAAACACCUGUGCUGUUAGCACCUGUUGACAAAUGGGUUUUUAACAAUGGUCAUAAAGCCACCAUCCCAGCAA
Messenger RNA from Pseudophryne corroboree (corroboree frog), 1486 nucleotides. Its product is annotated as histo-blood group ABO system transferase-like. Gene Ontology annotation, biological process: carbohydrate metabolic process. Gene Ontology annotation, molecular function: hexosyltransferase activity. NCBI's taxonomy places the organism in Eukaryota, Metazoa, Chordata, Amphibia, Anura, Myobatrachidae. Bases 53 to 1096 code for a protein of 347 amino acids. The transcript is spliced from 6 exons. The record is from RefSeq and is a predicted model, not a curated record. Gene Ontology annotation, cellular component: membrane; Golgi apparatus; vesicle.